AUUUAUAAACAAACAAAGAUUAAACCUUAUACACACCUAAAUACGAUCAUUAAAUAUAUAUAUUCUUAUACACGAUACGAUUUUAAUCAAUCAAUACAUCAAUCAAUUCAGCAAACAAUCGAGCGAUAUACUUCAAUUUGCAAAAAACUACUUCAAAGAAAUACCUACAAACAUACUCAGACGCUGCUGUGGAUCAGGCGAAUCAUAAAUCAGCAAACAAUAAGCCAUCAAGUAUUAUUAGCAACUAAAACGAACUCAGACUCGGAAUCAGCCUCAGAAAUCUCAGCUCGAGAUCAUCCAACUUAACUCAACUUAACGCAACUCAGUCGAACUCAUCUCAUCGUCAACAGAAGUAGCCUCAACCAGAAUACAACAGAUACAAGUAUAUAUUUAGACAUAUGGUAAUGAUCAAGCAACUGUGGGCAGGUAUAGGAACAACGCUAAGCUAAACGUAAGGACUAAGGACAACAACAAAUUCUCUAGAUUACAAUAGAAUACAGAAGAAGAGGACAACUUUUUCAUGCAACUUUGAAGGCUGACAAAACAAAUUUUUGAUAAUCCAAAAGCAGAAGCGAACAAAUUACUAAAAACCACAAACAGCAACAAAACACGCGUUAAGAAGAAGAGACUGAUUUUAAAAUAAAAGAGCUAGGCAGCGGAAAGGAUAAAAGGCAGCAGAAGUGAGGCAAAAGUGAUUAAGGAUCAAAUCCAAUUAUAAAAGAAAACAAAACGCAACUUUCCAUACAACAUAUUUAGAAUAUAUAUCUAAGACAGAUUGAUAUUUUUGAGCGACUAUCCCUACUUUGAUAUAUCAUGUUGAAGAAACUCAAGUGCAUGGAGGCGGUCCAGGCAGCAGCGGCUGCAACAUCAUCCGGAGGAUCCUCUGGCAGUGGUCCUGGUUCCGGUUCCGGAUCUGCCUCGAAGCUGAUCAAGACCGAGCCGAUUGACUUUGAGAUGCUGCAUCUGGAGGAGAACGAACGGCAGCAGGAUAUAGAGCGGGAGCCGAGCAGCAGUAAUGGCAACAGCAACAGCAACAGCUUGACCCCCCAGCGAUACACCCACGUGCAGGUGCAGACCGUGCCACCACGCCAACCCACAGGUCUGACCACGCCCGGUGGCACCCAGAAGGUCAUCCUGACACCUCGCGUAGAGUACGUGCAACAGCGAGCCACCAGUUCCACAGGUGGUGGUGGGAUGAAGCACGUAUACAGCCAACAGCAGGGCGCUGCUGCAUCGCGAUCCGCUCCACCCGAGACCACGGCCCUACUGACCACCACUUCGGGCACUCCACAGAUCAUCAUCACCCGAACCCUACCCUCCAAUCAACACCUGUCGCGUCGUCAUUCGGCCAGUCCCUCCGCCCUGCACCACUACCAGCAGCAGCAGCAACAGCCGCAGCGUCAGCAAUCGCCGCCACCGCUGCACCACCAACAGCAGCAGCAACAGCAUGUCCGCGUGAUCCGCGAUGGCCGGCUGUACGAUGAAGCCACGGUGGUGGUGGCUGCCCGUCGGCAUUCGGUGUCGCCGCCACCACUGCACCACCACUCCAGAUCGGCGCCCGUGUCUCCGGUGAUCGCCAGGCGCGGUGGUGCUGCCGCCUAUAUGGAUCAGCAAUAUCAGCAACGGCAGACGCCACCGCUGGCGCCACCGCCGCCGCCUCCACCACCGCCACCACCACCACCGCCACCCCAACAGCAGCAGCAGUACAUCUCCACUGGUGUUGCACCACCCACGGCAGCGGCUCGCAAGUUUGUGGUUAGCACCAGCACGCGACACGUUAAUGUGAUCGCCUCCAAUCACUUUCAACAACAGCAGCAGCAGCAUCAAGCGCAGCAGCAGCAUCAAUCGCAUCAGCAGCAUGUGAUCGCCAGCGUUAGUUCUAGCAGCAGCUCAUCGGCCAUUGGAUCGGGCGGCUCUUCUUCUUCGCACAUCUUUCGCACGCCCGUGGUUUCCAGCAGCAGCAGCAGCAAUAUGCACCACCAGCAGCAACAGCAACAGCAGCAAUCGGUGAUGCGGCCACCUCCGCCGCCGCCUCCGCCCAAGGUCAAACACGCCUCCAGCUCCGGCAGCGGCAGUUCGAGCAGCAGCAACACCAACAGCAGCAGCAGCAGCAACGGCGAGGAGCCGUCUAGCUCGAUUCCUGAUCUAGAAUUCGAUGGCACCACAGUGCUGUGCCGCGUUUGCGGGGAUAAGGCCUCCGGUUUCCAUUACGGCGUGCAUUCCUGCGAGGGUUGCAAGGGAUUCUUCCGCCGCUCCAUCCAGCAAAAGAUCCAGUAUCGCCCGUGCACCAAGAAUCAGCAGUGCAGCAUUCUGCGCAUCAAUCGCAAUCGUUGUCAAUACUGCCGCCUGAAAAAGUGCAUUGCCGUGGGCAUGAGUCGCGAUGCUGUGCGUUUUGGACGCGUGCCGAAGCGCGAAAAGGCGCGUAUCCUGGCGGCCAUGCAACAGAGCACCCAGAAUCGCGGCCAGCAGCGAGCCCUCGCCACCGAGCUGGAUGACCAGCCACGCCUCCUCGCCGCCGUGCUGCGCGCCCACCUCGAGACCUGCGAGUUCACCAAGGAGAAGGUCUCGGCGAUGCGGCAGCGGGCGCGGGAUUGCCCCUCCUACUCCAUGCCCACACUUCUGGCCUGUCCGCUGAACCCCGCCCCUGAACUGCAAUCGGAGCAGGAGUUCUCGCAGCGUUUCGCACACGUAAUUCGCGGCGUGAUCGACUUUGCCGGCAUGAUUCCCGGUUUCCAGCUGCUCACCCAGGACGACAAGUUCACGCUCCUGAAGGCGGGACUCUUCGACGCCCUGUUUGUGCGCCUGAUCUGCAUGUUUGACUCGUCGAUAAACUCAAUCAUCUGUCUGAAUGGCCAGGUGAUGCGACGGGAUGCGAUCCAGAACGGAGCCAAUGCCCGCUUCCUGGUGGACUCCACCUUCAAUUUUGCGGAGCGCAUGAACUCGAUGAACCUGACAGAUGCCGAGAUAGGCCUGUUCUGCGCCAUCGUUCUGAUCACGCCGGAUCGCCCUGGACUGCGCAACCUGGAGCUGAUCGAGAAGAUGUACUCGCGGCUCAAGGGCUGCCUGCAGUACAUUGUGGCCCAGAAUAGGCCCGAUCAGCCCGAGUUCCUGGCCAAGUUGCUGGAGACGAUGCCCGAUCUGCGCACCCUGAGCACCCUGCACACCGAGAAACUGGUCGUUUUCCGUACCGAGCACAAGGAGCUGCUGCGCCAGCAGAUGUGGUCCAUGGAGGACGGCAACAACAGCGAUGGCCAGCAAAACAAGUCGCCUUCGGGCAGCUGGGCGGAUGCCAUGGACGUGGAGGCGGCCAAGAGUCCGCUGGGCUCGGUAUCGAGCAGUGAGUCCGCCGACCUGGACUACGGCAGUCCGAGCAGUUCGCAGCCACAGGGCGUGUCCCUGCCCUCGCCGCCGCAGCAACAGCCCUCGGCUCUGGCCAGCUCGGCUCCUCUGCUGGCGGCCACCCUCUCCGGAGGAUGUCCCCUGCGCAACCGGGCCAAUUCCGGCUCCAGCGGCGAUUCCGGAGCAGCUGAGAUGGACAUCGUUGGCUCGCAUGCACAUCUCACCCAGAACGGGCUGACAAUCACGCCGAUUGUGCGACACCAGCAGCAGCAACAACAGCAGCAGCAGAUCGGAAUACUCAAUAAUGCGCAUUCCCGCAACUUGAAUGGGGGACACGCGAUGUGCCAGCAACAGCAGCAGCACCCACAACUGCACCACCACUUGACAGCCGGAGCUGCCCGCUACAGGAAGCUAGAUUCGCCCACGGAUUCGGGCAUCGAGUCGGGCAACGAGAAGAACGAGUGCAAGGCGGUGAGUUCGGGGGGCAGUUCCUCGUGCUCCAGUCCGCGUUCCAGUGUGGAUGAUGCGCUGGACUGCAGCGAUGCCGCUGCCAAUCACAACCAGGUGGUGCAGCAUCCGCAGCUGAGUGUGGUGGCCGUGUCACCAGUUCGCUCGCCCCAGCCCUCCACCAGCAGCCAUCUGAAGCGACAGAUUGUGGAGGACAUGCCCGUGCUGAAGCGCGUCCUGCAGGCUCCCCCUCUGUACGACACCAACUCGCUGAUGGACGAGGCCUACAAGCCGCACAAGAAAUUCCGGGCCCUGCGGCAUCGCGAGUUCGAGACCGCCGAGGCGGAUGCCAGCAGUUCCACUUCCGGCUCGAACAGCCUGAGUGCCGGCAGUCCGCGGCAGAGCCCAGUCCCGAACAGUGUGGCCACGCCCCCGCCAUCGGCGGCCAGCGCCGCCGCAGGUAAUCUCGCCCAGAGCCAGCUGCACAUGCACCUGACCCGCAGCAGCCCCAAGGCCUCGAUGGCCAGCUCGCACUCGGUGCUGGCCAAGUCUCUCAUGGCCGAGCCGCGCAUGACGCCCGAGCAGAUGAAGCGCAGCGAUAUUAUCCAAAACUACUUGAAGCGCGAGAACAGCACAGCAGCCAGCAGCACCACCAACGGCGUGGGCAACCGCAGUCCCAGCAGCAGCUCCACACCGCCGCCGUCGGCGUCGCAGAAUCAGCAGCGUUGGGGCAGCAGCUCGGUGAUCACCACCACCUGCCAGCAGCGCCAGCAGUCCGUGUCGCCGCACAGCAACGGUUCCAGCUCCAGUUCGAGCUCUAGCUCCAGCUCCAGUUCGUCCUCCUCCUCCACAUCCUCCAACUGCAGCUCCAGCUCGGCCAGCAGCUGCCAGUAUUUCCAGUCGCCGCACUCCACCAGCAACGGCACCAGUGCACCGGCGAGCUCCAGUUCGGGAUCGAACAGCGCCACGCCCCUGCUGGAACUGCAGGUGGACAUUGCUGACUCGGCGCAGCCGCUCAAUUUGUCCAAGAAAUCGCCCACUCCGCCGCCCAGCAAGCUGCACGCUCUGGUGGCCGCCGCCAAUGCCGUUCAACGGUAUCCCACGUUGUCCGCCGACGUCACAGUGACAGCCUCCAAUGGCGGUCCUCCGUCGGCGGCGGCGAGUCCGGCGCCCAGCAGCAGUCCGCCGGCGAGUGUGGGCUCCCCCAAUCCGGGCCUGAGCGCCGCCGUGCACAAGGUAAUGCUGGAGGCGUAAGAGCGGGAGGAGGUAGGUGGUUUUACGCGGAGAAGUUGGAGAGACAGAGACUGGGAGUGGCAGUUCAGCGAAGCAGGAAGCAGGAUCACUUGGAUC
Drosophila mauritiana is the source of this 5136-nucleotide messenger RNA. It is a transcript of the gene Eip75B, whose product is annotated as ecdysone-induced protein 75B, isoforms C/D. Gene Ontology annotation, biological process: cell differentiation; negative regulation of transcription by RNA polymerase II; hormone-mediated signaling pathway. Lineage: Eukaryota; Metazoa; Arthropoda; Insecta; Diptera; Drosophilidae. Gene Ontology annotation, molecular function: zinc ion binding; nuclear receptor activity; RNA polymerase II cis-regulatory region sequence-specific DNA binding. Bases 814 to 5040 code for a protein of 1408 amino acids. The record is from RefSeq and is a predicted model, not a curated record. The transcript has 7 exons.